AUGCAAAGCCAUCUCAUGAAAUUGUUGAUUGGGGCUACCAUCUGUGCUGUUGCCACACUCGUCUUUAUAUGUAUUAGCUUAUUUACUCAAGGUUGGGUUGAAGUCGAUGUCUCAGAAAUGGGCCUAACAGUUACUGGAUCGUCCGGGAUUUUUCCAUGGAAAUGCGUAUCUUUGGGUACCUGUAGUGUCUUCUGGAAUACAUAACCUUCUUCUUUUUGAUGUUGUUUGCUUGGAUAUUCCAAAUGGCCGCACUCAUUACUGCAUUCGUGGCACUGUUGGUUCCUAGACUAAGAUACAAAUUUAUGCAUCAAUUUUGUGGCACACAGACACUAAUUACUCUGUUCCUCAUUGUUGAAUUGGUCUUGUAUGGAAUCGAAUAUGACCGAAAUUUAGGAACCCUGAAUUACAUCCCCGGAAUAAGUGUGUCGCUUGCCUACUCCUACUGGUUGUGCCUGGUAGCAGCAAUCUUCUCAGUAGUAACAUUUAUGAUCGCUGGAGCAGCUACGAAGAGAGCGCGGCAUCACGGCUGUGAUUACUACUAG
Messenger RNA from Haemonchus placei, 542 nucleotides. NCBI's taxonomy places the organism in Eukaryota, Metazoa, Nematoda, Chromadorea, Rhabditida, Trichostrongylidae. The record is from the annotation of a GenBank genome assembly.